This is a messenger RNA of Uranotaenia lowii, 4422 nucleotides long. RefSeq names its product E3 ubiquitin-protein ligase Nedd-4-like. Gene Ontology annotation, molecular function: ubiquitin protein ligase activity; protein binding; sodium channel inhibitor activity. The transcript has 12 exons. The record is from RefSeq and is a predicted model, not a curated record. Lineage: Eukaryota; Metazoa; Arthropoda; Insecta; Diptera; Culicidae. Bases 145 to 3087 code for a protein of 980 amino acids. Gene Ontology annotation, biological process: ubiquitin-dependent protein catabolic process; regulation of dendrite morphogenesis.
GACUCGGUGCUCACGAAAACCAAAAAGAAAACCCUGAACCCGAAAUGGAACGAAGAGUUCAUCUUCCGGGUGAAACCGAACGAGCACAAGCUGGUAUUCCAGGUGUUCGACGAGAACCGGCUUACGCGGGACGACUUCCUCGGCAUGGUGGAACUGUCCCUCAGCCAGCUCCCGAAAGAAUCCGAGGAGGCACAGAUCCCGUGCAAAAGUUAUCCCUUGCGGCCUCGCAGUGCUCGAUCGAAGGUCCGAGGUCAGUUGGACUUGUAUCACGCCUACGUACAGGAUCAUAAUGCAGCUGCCGGUGAAACCGAUUGGGAAAUAAUAGAGUCGAAUAACUCAAUCUCAAGUAGUUCCAAUAUUGCUAGCGGCCCUGCUGAAACGCUACCCAGUGGUUGGGAAGAGCGCCAGGAUGCCAACGGACGAACCUACUACGUUAAUCAUCUUGCCCGGUCGACACAGUGGGAAAGGCCAACCGCCAUCCACAAUCAAACAUCACAGGACAACGACAUGGCAGCAGCCUUCCAGAGACGCGUUCACAUAAGCGUGGACGAUAACAUUACGGAUAACGCCAGUACCGAUAACGACUCCAACAGCUUGAUCAACGACGACGAUGAUGACGAAGAUGACGCUGAGCAGUGCGAAAGCACGGAGCGACGAAGGGCUAGCGUAUCGCGCCAGGAAACGGUCGAUUCGCAGUCGACUCCGAUUUCGGAGGAAGAAGAACGUCCUCCUUCGAUGGCGCUGCUGCCGGAAGUUGUUGAUGAGCAACUUGGGAUCGGAGAAGUGGCACUGGAUGAUGGGUUGACUAUCGGUGGUGAACCAGUGCCACCGGAAGAUGAAGUUGGCAUCGACGUGCUCAGCGUUGAUCUUGCCGAUGAAGAUCAAGAGUCAAUCAUGGCAAGCAUUAACUCUGAACAAGCCGCACUACAGCUGGAUGCGUCACUGAACAAUUCCGUUACGUCAAUUGCCACCGACGGAGGCCGAGGCGUUCCGGAAACCAUAGAGGAAGGUUCGGUGGUGCUUCGUUCCGAUUCUUUGCGAUCAUUGCCACCCGCCCGGGUCAGUUCACCACCGCAACUUCCGGCUGCCUUGGUUCGCAGUCCGAGCAGAGUUUCCUCUAUGGCCGUUCCGACGGUUGCCGGAAUCAGUCGUAGAAGAAGGCUCCCUCCCAUGGUACGCAUCAUACCGAGACAACUGACCGUCGAAACCGAGGAAGAUGAAGUUCCUCCACCCUCACCACAGGACGUUCUAAAUUUGAUUGAAAAUGAUGAGAUUUCAAAUGCAGAGGACGCUGACCAUGCCGUGCAAAGUCGAAUACUCCAACAUCUCAACGAAACCAGCCGCCGUUCCUCGAGUCGAUCGUCAAUCGGUAGUGAUAGCAGCCUUCGAGGAGCUGCGCCAAGUCCCGCAGCUCAUGGUCAUCUAUCGGGGGGUGCGGCCAACGGAAGCGGAGAAGACGAGGCCGAUAGUGGACCAGCUGAACGGCGGAGAUCUUCGAACAACAUACCCAACAACAGCCACAGCAACAACAACAAUAGUGAUCCCGGAGACGAUCGUUCCUCGACUCGAUCAUCCACCUCAAAUGAGAACGAUUCGUCUAGCAGUAGCCCGGCGGGUACGGAAGCUGUGCUACCCACCGGUUGGUCCAUGCAGCUCGCCCCCAAUGGAAGGGUGUUCUUCAUCGAUCAUAACGAGAAAAAAACUUCCUGGGUGGAUCCGAGAACAGGCCGUGCUAGUCCGAUGCCAAAUGCGGCCAGCAAUUCAACACUUAAUGAACCUCGCCGGCAGGAAGACGGUUUAGUUCCACUGCCGGAAGGCUGGGAGGAGCGAGUCCACUCAGAUGGGCGCAUUUUCUUCAUCGACCACAAUUCCCGAACGACUCAAUGGGAAGAUCCUCGGCUGUCGAUGCCGAACGUGGCCGGCCAAGCAGUCCCCUACUCGAGAGAUUACAAACGCAAAUAUGAGUUCCUGAAGGGACAGCUGAGAAAACCUGCCAACGUACCGAACAAGAUCGAGAUAAAAGUCCGACGGACGUCAAUCCUAGAAGAUUCGUACCGUAUCAUCAACUCGAUAAACAAAAUUGAACUGCUGAAGACGAAGCUGUGGAUCGAGUUCGAAGGGGAAGCCGGUCUGGAUUAUGGCGGUUUGGCCCGGGAGUGGUUCUAUCUACUGUCGAAAGAGAUGUUCAAUCCGUACUAUGGGCUGUUCGAGUACUCUGCCAUGGAUAACUACACGUUGCAGAUAAACCCUUUCAGUGGGUUGUGCAACGAGGAUCAUCUGCAUUAUUUCAAGUUCAUCGGUCGGGUUGCGGGAAUGGCCGUUUAUCAUGGCAAGCUGUUGGAUGCAUUUUUCAUUCGGCCCUUCUACAAGAUGAUGCUGCAGAAGCCAAUAGACCUGAAGGACAUGGAGGCUGUAGAUAUGGAGUACUACAACUCGCUGCUGUGGAUCAAGGAAAACGAUCCCAGUGAGUUAAUGCUCACUUUCUGCGUAGAUGAGGAAACAUUUGGUUAUACGAGUCAACGGGAACUGAAACCUAACGGUGCUAACAUUGAAGUCACGAAUGAGAAUAAAGACGAAUACAUUAAAUCGGUUAUUGAAUGGCGCUUCGUGGCCCGAGUCAAGGAUCAGAUGCAAGCCUUCCUCGAAGGCUUUGGACAAAUUGUUCCGUUAAAUUUACUGAAAAUCUUUGACGAGAACGAACUGGAACUGUUGAUGUGUGGAAUCCAGAGCAUCGAUGUGAAGGACUGGAAAAGAAAUACGCUUUACAAGGGAGAUUACUACUCAAACCAUGUGGUCAUCCAAUGGUUCUGGCGAGCCGUCCUUUCGUUUUCGAACGAAAUGCGCGCACGGUUACUGCAAUUCGUAACGGGUACCAGUCGUGUUCCGAUGAAUGGCUUCAAAGAACUGUACGGAUCCAAUGGGCCACAAAUGUUCACGAUCGAAAAGUGGGGAACUCCGGAGAAUUAUCCGAGGGCACAUACUUGUUUCAAUCGGUUGGAUCUUCCACCAUACGAGAGUUACCUGGUGCUGAAAGAUCGUCUCAUCAAAGCCAUUGAGGGCAGUCAAGGUUUCGCUGGAGUGGACUAAGCACCGAAAUAGGAAAUCUACGGUUCCAAACAUUCCCCAGCGUGACCACGAAAACCACAUGCUUCAAGAUACGUUCAAUCGAUCGCUUACUGUGUUGGUUGGAAAGCACCGCACCUCACCAACUGUUUUACUCUUUUCCCAAAUGCUGGUUAAACAAACAACAGACAGACAUGACAAUCGUGUGACAAACUCUCAAUACCAAUCCGCUAAGAAAACAAUUGGACCCAACUGUAAACGCUAAAAUCUAAUGCAACAAUAGUUUUUUUUCUUCCAGCUGCCAAAUCUAUAUAUUUGUAGAAAAUCGAAAACUAAAACCUAAUUAAGUGAGUCUCUCUUAGAUAAUCCCGUUUUAUACUUAAAAAAGCUACGGAAUCUAUCAACACUUGGUAAAUUUAGUCAAACUUUAAACCUGUAUGCUGUUAGUUUUUAUCCCAACGUCGAGUGUUGAAAUAUCGUUUUUCAUAAAACGCAUGCCUUACUACUAGUGCUCUUGUUUCCGUUUAUCUACCAAAGUUAUUAGAGAGAAUCAUGAACCCGAGAAACUAAAAAUGAUACAAAAAAUACUUUCACCUACCCGUUACUUGUUGUUAGGUAGUGUUGUGUAACCAGAAAGUAAGUCGUUGUUUGUUUGAAAAAUAUUUCAAUGUUCGCAAAAGAAAACGCACGCAAUUGCCGUUUUUAUAUUUCUAUAUUUUUACCUUUUAUCUCUCUAGAUGUUCAUCCUACGUAGAAGACAAAAUUUAAACCGCUAACUUUAAGAUACCCCUGACUGUAGCAAAGAUAUCAACCAAUCAAAACAAAGAAAGAAAAAAAGAUGAUCAUACUAUCUAGGUAUAUUAUAUUGCUACUUAAAACUCAUCAAUAUAACUACCGACCGAGUUAAUCGAAGAAAAAGAUUAUCACUACUGGUAGCUCGUGAAACACUUCAUCGUCGAAUGUUGUGAUUUUAAUUUAUUGAACAAAGAAAAACAAGCUAGGUAAACGAGCAGCUUUUGCGGUUCUCGGAAAAGAGAAGAAAAAAAAACAUAAAAAGUUAUACUUAAUGAAAACAAGGAAACAUUAAAGCGAAUUUUAUUGUUAACACGAAUGGCAAGCAAACGUUGUUGGGUUGUGUCCUGUGCAAAGUAGCAAAGGAAUUAAAUUCAAACACCAGGCACUCCCUGCUGAUAAAGUCGGUAAUCCGUGUCAGCCCGUUUGCUGCGGAACGAUAUGAUGCAAGUUAGAAAGUAAGGUGCAAACAACGGAGAGAUGAUAUAAAAUAUAAUCGAUUAUUUUCAAAGUAUUUUUAAAGUCCUGCAAGAGACAAUGUAAUACAUACACAGGAACAAUGAAGAA